Messenger RNA from Sinocyclocheilus anshuiensis, 4555 nucleotides. RefSeq names its product amyloid beta A4 protein-like. Gene Ontology annotation, biological process: axonogenesis; central nervous system development. The record is from RefSeq and is a predicted model, not a curated record. Lineage: Eukaryota; Metazoa; Chordata; Actinopteri; Cypriniformes; Cyprinidae. Gene Ontology annotation, molecular function: signaling receptor activator activity; heparin binding; transition metal ion binding. Gene Ontology annotation, cellular component: plasma membrane; early endosome; Golgi apparatus. The coding region runs from base 139 to 2337 and encodes 732 amino acids. The transcript has 17 exons.
UCUGACUCGCCAUCGCAGGAUCAUCGCAUGAUCAUCGCAUUCUUCUCAAAGCCGACGCGAUCCACACACCGACAUCUUACACCAAACGGAUAAUUUAGUCGAUAUACAGAGCAUCGCGUUUUGCUGGAAGCACGCAGAAUGGGCUGUCGAGAGCUUUUCAUGUUACUGAUGGCCGCGACGUCGACGCUCGCUGCUGAGGUGCCGUCGGACUCCGGUACCGGACUGUUUGCCGAGCCGCAGAUCGCCAUGUUCUGCGGGAAACCCAACAUGCACAUCAACGUUCAGACCGGGAAAUGGGAACCCGAUCCGUCCGGAAGCAAGAGCUGCAUCGGGACAAAAGAGGGAAUCCUGCAGUACUGCCAGGAGGUGUAUCCAGAGCUUCAGAUCACAAACGUGGUGGAGGCCAAUCAACCCGUCAGUAUUUGGGACUGGUGUAAGAAGAGCCAGAAGCAGUGCCGCAGUCACACGCACAUCGUGGUGCCGUAUCGCUGCCUGGUCGGGGAGUUUGUGAGCGACGCUCUGCUGGUUCCUGAUAAGUGUAAGUUCCUGCACCAGGAGCGCAUGGACAUGUGUGAGAGCCACCUGCACUGGCACACCGUCGCCAAAGAGUCCUGCGGCGACCGCAGCAUGAAUCUCCAUGACUACGGGAUGCUGUUGCCAUGUGGUAUCGACCGUUUCCGUGGCGUCGAGUUCGUCUGCUGCCCUGCAGAAGCGGAGAAGGAGUUGGACAGCGCAGCUGCGGAGGAGGACGAUUCAGACGUGUGGUGGGGAGGAGCCGAGAACGACUACAGCGACAACAGCAUGACGCGAGACGCAGGAUCCGAACCGGCCGUGGUGGAGGAUGACGAGGAUCUGGACGAGGAAGAGGAGCUUUUGGACAACGACCAGGAUGGAGACGGAGACGAGGAUGUGGAUGAGGAUGAGGGGCAGCGCCAGAGCAUCAGCGUCGCCAUGACGACCACCACGACGACGGAGUCGGUGGAGGAGGUGGUGCGAGAGGUGUGUUUUGCGAGCGCAGAGACGGGCCCCUGCAGGGCCAUGUUGGCCCGCUGGUAUUUUGUGCGUGAGGAGGGCCUCUGCGCACCCUUCAUCUACGGCGGCUGUGGAGGAAACCGCAAUAACUUUGAGUCGGAGGAGUACUGUCUGUCCGUCUGCAGCCGCGUCUUGCCGACUCCCUCCUCCAGUCCUCCAGACGCUGUGGACCGAUAUCUGGAGACGCCAGCCGACGAGAACGAACACACACACUUUCUGAAGGCCAAAGAGAGUCUGGAGGCCAAACACCGCGAGCGCAUGUCUCAGGUGAUGAGGGAAUGGGAAGAGGCCGAGAGACAGGCAAAGAGUUUACCACGCAACGACAAGAAGGCCGUGAUCCAGCAUUUCCAGGAGAAGGUGGAGGCUCUGGAGCAGCAGGCGGCUAGCGAGCGACAGCAGCUGGUGGAGACACACAUGGCGCGGGUGGAGGCACUGCUAAACGACCGCCGACGCCUCGCUCUGGAGAGCUAUCUGUCUGCCCUGCAGGCCGAUCCACCCCGGCCGCGGCACGUGUUCAGUCUGCUGAAGAAGUACGUCCGCGCCGAGCAGAAGGACCGACAGCACACGCUCAAACACUUCGAACACGUGCGCAUGGUCGACCCCAAGAAAGCGGCGCAGAUCCGGCCUCAGGUGCUGACCCAUCUGCGUGUGAUCGAGGAGCGGAUGAAUCAGUCUCUUGGUCUGCUGUACAAGGUUCCCGGAGUCACUGAAGACAUUCAGGACCAAGUCGAGCUGUUGCAGCGCGAGCGGCAGGAAAUGUCGGCUCAGUUAGCGAAUCUGCAGAGUGACGUGAGGGUGAGUUACGGUAACGACGCCCUGAUGCCCGACAGCACCGCCAGCCUCGACCUGCUGCCCUCCGAAGACACACAGGGCUUCAUCCACCCAGAGAGCUUCAACCAGCCCAACACACAGAACCAGGUUGAGCCGGUGGACGCGCGACCUGUCCCGGACCGAGGCCUGCCGACCCGACCAGUGUCUGGACUGAAGCCUGACGAUGUUCCUGAGCUGCGGAUGGAAGCUGAAGAGAGACACAGUGAAGUUUACCACCAGAAACUGGUUUUCUUCGCCGAGGACGUGAGCUCCAAUAAGGGAGCUAUUAUUGGCCUGAUGGUCGGAGGUGUUGUCAUAGCAACCAUCAUCGUCAUCACCCUGGUGAUGCUGAGGAAGAAGCAGUACACAUCCAUCCACCACGGAAUCAUUGAGGUGGAUGCUGCUGUGACCCCGGAGGAACGUCACCUGUCUAAGAUGCAGCAGAACGGCUAUGAAAACCCCACCUACAAGUUCUUCGAACUAAUGCACAACUGAUGGUGUGAGGCUCCUCUUCCUCCCUGUUUCUCCUCCUCCUCCUCCUCCUCACCUCUGCAGACGGUGCAGGAGACACCAGCCCGAACUCACCGCUCAUUAACAUCUCGCUUCCUAUUGGCCACUUCACAUGACUGUCAAUCAAACAUGACUUCCCAUUGGCUGGACGAAUAUGAACUCGGUCAGUUUCAAGUUAUUGAAGAUGCUGUUUCAAUCUGAAUGAACAAUUCAGAUUGAACAUAUAAUUUGGAUUUAGUUUUAAAUUCACUGCAGAUUGUAAAACUGGGCUGGACAAGCAUGAACAUGACUUUAAUGCUGUUGGGGUCAGUUUCAAGUUCAAUUCAGUUUAAAUUGAACAUAUGAAGUUGAUUCACAUCAAAUUCAAUGCACGGUUCUGAAUUCACUCCAGAUUUUUAUAAAAAUUUAUAAGAAUUUUUAUAAAAUUCUGUUGGCUGGACGAACAUCAACUUUAUCAGAUGGGGUCCGUUUCAAGUAGUUGAAAUACAGUUUCAAAUUGAAUGCACAAUUCAAAUCACAAUUCAAUCUGAAUGCAUAAUUCAAAUUUAGUUUUAAAUUCACUGCAGAUUUUUCAGCUCUAACCUUCCAUGGGCUAGAAGAAUAUGAUCAGAUUAACGCUGUUUGGGUCAGUCUCAAGAUUCAGUUUCAGACUGAAUGGACAAUUCAAAUUCCGUUUUAAAUUCAAAUCACUCAUACUGUAGAACUGAAUUCAUAAUUUCAAUUCAAAUCACAAAUCAAAUUGAUUGCCUAAUUUGAAUUCAAUUCAAAUCACAAAUUGAAUUAAACACAAUUGAAUUGAAUUUAAUGCAUAAAUCAAAUUCAGUUCAAUUCACAAAUGAAAAUUCAGAUUCUCCUAAAUUAACUGCCUAAAUCAAAAUCUGAUCAAGGGCCAAUUUAGUUCAGUUUAAAUUAAACAUGAAGUUUGAAAAUAUAUAUUUUUAAUUUGAUUCACAUCAAAUUCAAUCCACAGUUGUGAAUUCAUUCCAAUUUUUUUAACUAUGACUUCCCAUUGGCUGGACAAACGUGAGUUCAGUUUCAAGUUGAAAAUUCCGUUUCAAAUUGAAUGCAGAGUUCAAAUUCAGAUCACAAAUCAGAUUGAGUGCAUAAUUCAAAUGUAGUUUUAAAUUCACUCCUGUUUUCAACUAUGCCAUGCAACUGUCUGGACCAACAUGAACAUGAGAUUAAUGCUUUUCGGGUCAGUGUCAAGUUCAGCAGAGUUUACAUUGAACACAUAAUUCAAAUUCACUUUGAAAAUUCAGUUUUAAAUGUGAUUGCAAAUCAAAUUCAAUGCACAGUUCUAUAUAUUAACUCCAGGUGUCUGCUGGACCAACAUGAAGAUGAUCAGAUUAAUGCUGUCGGGGUCAGUUUCAAGUUCAGUUUUAGUUUCAAACCAAGUUUCACUCCAGAUUUGAUUAACUGUGACUGGUUUAUGUUGUUAAGAUCAGUUUCAAGUUCAGUUUAAAUUGAACGCAAAGUUUGAAAAUUCUGUGAUCCACAUCAAAUGCAAUGCACAGUUCUGAAUUCACUCCAGAUUUUUUGUAUCUAAUGAAAUCAGUUUGAUCUCAUCAUUCCCUAAGCUUUCUGAAUCUGAUCUGUUGGCUGACCGUGUAGAGUUGGGUUUUGUGUCGCUGCACCGUCUGCUCUCGCACUACUAACCAAGUGAAACACUGGGAUAUCUGAGGAUGAUUGUCUGAUUCUUCCUCCUCUUCAUCGCACACUGACUGCAGCUGCGCUGUGUUUGGUGACGCAUUAAACCUAUCGGAGAUUAUUCUGGUAAUCGAUGUCCUUCUGAAUGAGAUCUUCAAAACGUUUGAUCGUUUCUGGUUUCUUUUUCCAAAAAAAAAAAAGUGAUAAUUUUAAAAAGAAAUUUUUUUUUUUAGUUGUCGAUAUUUAAGUAAUGUAAAAGAAGAAAGGCUAGUUGUAACUACGUAGUGCAUGAUAGAAAAAAUGACGGGAAAACUCUUCUGCUAUUUGGAUCUCGGACUUUUCUCACGUAGAGGCGUUUUAGCAGGAUUAAACAGUAACUUGUGAAAAUGUGAUUUGAGUUGCACAAAAAAUGACUCAAUUUGCUUCUAAUAGAACUUAAACUGGAUUAAAUGCUUUGAUUUCAAGAUCUGGUUGUUUUUUAAAUCCGGCUGAGAUCCUGUCGAUGUACAUUUACUGUCUUUAAUGUUUUUUUCGUCCUAUGCAUUUCAGAGAUUUA